GUUCCAGUGUCCCCCGUGACCGUUGUCCACUGUAAGAUGGGUGCCUGUUGUACAAAGAAGCGGACCCUGGACCUGACCCGUCUGGACCUGACUCAGGUGUUCUCGGACUAUAUCUGGCACAAGCUGUACCCGGAGGAUGUGGGGAAACUCAAGGCCAUGAUGACACGGAGGAACAAGUGCAAGGUGGAAAUCAGAUGGGAAUACCUUCAGAAGACCAGCUCCACGGAGUGGCACGACCGAGCUCAGGACAUCGACAAGGAGCCCGAGGAGCCAGUCUGCAUGCACUUCGCUCAUUACGAGAACAACACAGGCGAAGAACAGAAGUUCAGCUUCGGCGCCGAGCGGGAAACUGUGUCGUCUGCUACCUUUGAGUUCAUGGAGAGCUACACUAUGGGAAAAGAAGCAAGCAUUGAAAUUGGGAUCCCGGAUUAUUUGAAAAUCGGCGCUGGCGUCCACGAAGAGGUCACAAUGGAGAAAAGCAACAGCAAAACGUUCGAAACUCGACUCCAGUGGAGUAUCAAUUCCGACAUCAGUGUCAACAUCGGGCAGAAAACCAAGGCCGAGAUGAAGAUUGUGGAAAAGAAAACUCUUUCGGACUUUACCGUCGUCAACAAAAUGAGUUACAACGAGAACAAGGAGACCAACGAACGGCGUCUGCCAUACGUUAUCAAAGAUAAGGAUGAUAACAUUCUCUCUGUUGGGAGCAUUUUAAACCUCGAGGCGCCAUUCCGGGGUCGUCUGCCGGAGAAGUGCAAGAUGGUUACAUUCGAAGAUGGCGGACGGAGUAUGGUCAUCCGAGUUUCUGGCACGUGCAAAAGCAUCACGUGGCAGGAGCAGCACGUGAAGGUCGAGUCUGAGAAACUACCCUAGAACAAAACGUCUGUUCACGUUGUCAAGAUGGCUUCGUAACGUAUGCAACGCAGUGCUCAUGCGUUUCCCCAUUGCAAAUCAUGCGUGACACUAGUUAUGUAUGAUUUGUUUUGUAAAUAUGACAUUUUGUUUUAUAAUAUAUAUUUAUAGUCCAUCAAGAAUACUUGUGAAAUAUAUCUCUGAACAUUUGUAGCCUAUUUUUUUGUCAUAUUUCGUAAAGGCAAACAGAAAACAGAAAAAGAAUAGUUUGAGGUAGUGACGAUGC
Messenger RNA from Haliotis rufescens (red abalone), 1135 nucleotides. RefSeq lists its product as uncharacterized. The transcript is spliced from 2 exons. The record is from RefSeq and is a predicted model, not a curated record. Bases 37 to 870 code for a protein of 277 amino acids. Lineage: Eukaryota; Metazoa; Mollusca; Gastropoda; Lepetellida; Haliotidae.